AUGUCUAAAGCGACAUUUCCUCCUGCGGUAACUUCCGCAAAGAAGCUUUAUACUACCCAAUAUUCAUCUUGGUGGGAGAGAUCAUAUGGAAUGGUUCUUGAGGAUAAUUUGGAUGUUAUGGUAGAGAAAGCUGGGUCAGAAUUUGUUACCCUUUUAGAAGACAAAAGUCAAGAUAUUGAGAAAACACUUUCAAAAGUCAAGACACCACUUGCUCCCCAGCAUCAAAGUAAGAAGAUUAACUCCUCUAAGGUAUCUAAGAAAGAAGUAGUUCAUACUUCUACUGAUAAAGAGAAAUGUCCCCAAUUUCUCUUCUCUAGUAAAUGGGCCCUUCAAGAAACAAGCAAAACUAGCAAGGAUCGAUGUUGGAAGAGGCAAAGGGUUGAACCAUCUGGGGCUGAAGUUGUUGAUUUAAGAGUCGUAGAAGUUCAGAGUGUCGAUAGUCCUUCAAGAUCAAUGACAAUUCAGAGUGACAAGGUUAACGAUGCUGGACAUCCACUAGGAUCGCCACAUGAGAUGCCACAAGUUAGCGAUGAGUCUACUGCAAUAUCAAGACCUAAGGCACAAUCAAUUUCAAAUAUUGAGCAAGAGCAAAAGACAUCAUCUACUUCUCGUGGCCAAACUUUAAAAGGGUUGACUCCUAAUUCAAAUGAGUUUUCCUGA
Molecule: messenger RNA, 660 nt
Organism: Solanum verrucosum
Lineage: Eukaryota; Viridiplantae; Streptophyta; Magnoliopsida; Solanales; Solanaceae
Exons: 2
Coding region: 1-660 (219 amino acids)
Source: RefSeq, a predicted model, not a curated record